UGGUACCAGUUUCCACCACAAAAUGUUCCACAUGACUUCUUUACACUCACUCAUGUUGCUCCUUCUUGGAGUGGCGCUUCUUACUACCCCAGUCCUGGCUAAUUUCAACAUACCCAUUUAUGAGCCUCCCCCAAUUGGCAUACCACCCAUAACUGAACCUCCACCCAUCUAUCAACCUCCUCCAACUGAAAAACCACCCCCAUUAUAUAACCAUCCGUUCCUUCCUCCACCAUUCUUCCAUCCUCCAUAUGAGAAGCCACCAUACCAACCUCCUCAUGAAAAACCACCACCAGAGUACCAACCACCUCACGAGAAUCCACCACCAGUGUAUCAGCCUCCUUUCGUGAAACCACCUCCAGUGUAUGAACCUCCUCAAGUUAAGCCACCACCAGUGUAUCAACCCCCUUAUGUAAAGCCACCUCCAGUGUGUGAGCCUCCUCACGUAAAGCCACCAGUGUAUCAACCUCCUUAUGUAAAGCCACCACCAGUGUAUAAACCUCCUCACGAAAAGUCACCACCGGUGUAUCAACCUCCUCACGAGAAGCCACCGCCAGUGUAUCAGCCUCCUCACGAGAAGCCACCGCCAGUGUAUCAGCCUCCUUACCAAAAGCCACCACCGGUGUAUCAACCUCCCUACGUGAAGCCACCUCCAGUGUAUGAACCUCCUCAUGUGAAACCACCAAUAUAUCAACCUCCCUACGUGAAGCCACCACCGGUGUAUCAACCUCCUCACAAAAAGCCACCACCGGUGUAUCAACCUCCUCACAAAAAGCCACCACCGGUGUAUCAACCUCCUCACAAAAAGCCACCACCGGUGUAUCAACCUCCUUAUGUAAAGCCACCACCGGUGUAUCAACCUCCCUACGUGAAGCCACCACCACCAGUAUAUGAACCUCCUCACGAAAAACCACCGCCAGUAUAUCCACCUCCUUACGAGAAGCCACCACCAGUGUAUCAACCCCCAUAUGAAAAACCACCACCAGUGUUUGAACCUCCAUAUGAAAAGCCGCCACCGCUAUUUCCUCCCCAUUAUGCGAAACCACCACCAGUGUUGGAACCUCCAUACAAGCCACCGGGUUGCAGUCCCCCACCUUAUGGUCACUUUCCACCAUCAAAGAAAACCUAAUAACAAGUGGCGGCUGUGACGUGCUUUAGAGGGGUCUUUUGUCAGAUAAAGUUUUGUUUUGUUUGGUUUGGGUACUACUUUUAAGAUUUCAACUUCACUCCACUCCUCCUGCAUGCAAUUGUAAUUAAAAAUAAAGGCUGUAUCUGCACUAUAACUUCAAUUUCCCUCUCAACAAACAUGUUGUAAAGUCUUUUAUUAGUGACUUCGUCUAUGGCUCCAAUUAGCUUUUCUUUCUGCUGUUAAAUCGUC
Molecule: messenger RNA, 1375 nt
Organism: Vigna umbellata (rice bean)
Lineage: Eukaryota; Viridiplantae; Streptophyta; Magnoliopsida; Fabales; Fabaceae
Source: RefSeq, a predicted model, not a curated record